Eremothecium gossypii ATCC 10895 is the source of this 1590-nucleotide messenger RNA. It is a transcript of the gene NSE5, whose product is annotated as Smc5-Smc6 complex subunit NSE5. Lineage: Eukaryota; Fungi; Ascomycota; Saccharomycetes; Saccharomycetales; Saccharomycetaceae. The coding region runs from base 1 to 1590 and encodes 529 amino acids. The record is from RefSeq and is marked provisional. The transcript has a single exon.
AUGAAUGCCAGCGUUGGUGACCAUGAUAUGCCUAGUCCGAGCGAAGCAGCUGUUCCGCACUACUUCGUGGAACUGAAUGAGCACUAUCUAAAGGACUUUGAACAAUUCAGCUCAUUGUGUUCGUUAGAUGAGUAUGAGCAGCUCCUGUAUCUGCUAGAGGAGAAAUUUGUAGCAGGUCGGGUAGCAAUUCCCCCCGGAGAUGUGAUUGUUGUCCUAUUGACGCUGGCAACAGCUUCGUCGCAUUACAAGGCGGACUUCGUGCGGGCAAAUGAUCCUUACAAUGUUGGUAGGACGGAUAUCGCUCACCGUAGCAUGCGGCUCCUGUCUAGAUUGGUGGAUGCUGUGGAGGAAUUUGACGACCGUCGAUAUAUGAGGUUUGAGCUAGAGCUGCUGCGGUGUCAGCUCUUCCUGUUUCUGGAUAGCAUUGUGCCCAAACGGCCAGAGGUGACGAUCGCCAAACGGGUGCGAACGCAUGGGAAAAACCAGCCCACCGAUAUCCCAUUCGCACCGGACGAAAUGCCACUAUGUGUGGAUUCGUUGCGCUCUGCGAGUUACAAAUAUGUGAGCGUGCUGGAAACCAAGAAGGCAGUCUUUCAGAAUGUGCUACUCACACAUGUUCUGUCGCAAAACGGUGGAUUUUGGAACUGCGUGGCAUGGACCCUUUCGACGAUGAUUGAUAAAGAUGCGGUCAAGAACUACUGCGGUGAGACAUGGUUCCCAAUUGUGACGUUUCUCUUCCGCUUAUAUGAACUUCGGCAUGCAUAUUAUAUGCAGUAUGAGAUGACGCAGGGGAUAUCAUCAGCAGCUUACACAAAGGAAUUGGCAGACAGCCCUCUGGUGCUUCUGUUUAAGUCGCUAGGCAGUAAUAACGUGCACAUUACUUUGUGUGACUACUUAUUUGUGAAUUGCGGGAAGAACGUCGGUAGGGGCGAGGCUCGUCCGGUUUACCACUCGGAACUCAAGCUCAGCGCGACAUAUGUUCCAUUCUGCAAACCAAGCACGGAGUGGAAGCUAUUUAAGUCUAUGCAGCUGCGCCGGCGCAUUCUCAGUUGCUACUUCAAAGUUCUUGCGGACAUUCCGAAGGAUCACAGAAUAAAACCUUUCUCAGAGGACCAAAGCAUAAAAUAUAUGGUUCGGACAUUGCUAGAACUCGAAACAGUAGAAAUGUUUCAAGCAUUUUUCUUCACAGACGACCUAAAGAUUACUAUGCAUUAUCUGCCCCUUCUCGCAGAACAUAUCAUUGUUGUAUUAUUAGAAGAUUGCGGCAAGGCCAUUGAAUCAACCCUUGUCACUAAUCUAGGAAAUUUGGAUGUUGUGAUUGAGAAUAUUGAAGAGUAUCUGGAAAUGCGACCAGUAGACUGUUCAAAUGCCAUAGGGUUACAUAAGACGGUUUUUUAUAUUGAUACAUGCACUCUGGUGCUUAUCAAGUAUGCCAUUCUUCUCCACGGUACCGACGUAUUAUUAACUGGAGGGUUAGAUAUGGUGCUCAAGAGAUUUUUCAAAGAAGAAUCAAAGCUUCUGGAUACAGGUUCUCUGGAGCAUGAUUAUCCACGCCUAUCCCCAUACUUGAAAAUACUGUUUAAUGUGUAA